CCAGACCGCAGCCAGUGAGUCAUAUGGCGUGUCGGUGUGUUUUGUGCGCCGGGGAUUAAACCGGAUUAAUUUCCAGUCGAACACAAAGCGCAUGAGUUUCAUUGUGUGGUUUAUCUGAAACCUCCAUCCAAGCCUUUUCACCUGCAUGUGAGGCUGUGUGUUUGUUUUGAGGUCAAUCAUUUUAGCCUGCAUGUCAGCACAGAACAGUCCAUGACAAGUUCACCUCCAGAUGAGUCUCAGUUAUUGUCCUCGAAGCUGAUUAACACCCUUCAGAUCUGAUUAACACCCUUCAGAUAACUGACCUCACUUCUCAUCUGUGAUGUCUGUUACUGUGCAGCUCAUGCAACAAUUACAGCUGAAUCUGAUUGAAAUCAGUAUUAAAGAUGAUGUAGAGACUCUAAAGCCAACACGAUGUCCUAAUUUUUUUGGUUAAUUUGCACCAAGGAUCAAAUGAAAGAUCAACCUGGACACGUCACUGAGAUGACAGGUGAAAGCCCAAGCACUGUGACGCCACACUCGGACUGCGGUAUUAAAGAAGAGGACACGCACAAAUGUGAGACGCACUCAGGACCUCCCGGUUCUGAGGGGCGUGAGACGCACGAACACGAUGCGAGUCUGACCUCUGACCAGGCCACACAUUCUGACAGGCGUCUCUGUAAAGGAGGAGCUGAGAAACCAUACACAUGUCUGACUUGCAGGAAGACUUUUGCCACAUCGUCACACCUGGCGCUCCACGUGUGCACACGCAGCGGUGACAAGAAGCAUGAGCGCAGCAGGUACAGGUGCAGGAAACACGCGUGCGCCAAGGCAUUUUCUCGGCCGUCUCAGCUGGUGCGCCACAUGGCAGUCCACGUGGGUGAGAAGCCCUUCAAAUGCCCAGACUGCGGCAGGUGUUUUGGACGUGGGUCACACUUGGAGACCCAUCGACGGCUUCACACGGGCGAGAAGCCGUUCAAGUGCAGCGUGUGCGGCAAGUCCUUCACGCAGAAGUCCGGCCUCAUCGUACACGUGAGAAAGCACACGGGCGAGCGGCCGUACAAAUGCGACAAGUGCAGCGAGGCUUUUCGCACCGCCGCUCACCUCCUCUCCCAUCAGGCCGUCGAGGCAGGAGAGGGCCGACACGCCUGCGCCACAUGCCAUAAAAGCUUCAGGACCGUUUCAGCGCUCAGGCAGCAUGAAAAGAUUCACAGAGAGUCGCACGAUUCCUUCACGCACACAUGCAGAGUUUGUUCUGGCUCUUUCGUUUGCACCAGUGAACUGCACAACGAGCUCCAGGACACCGAGUCGGUCAUGUGUGUCUUUCACUGCAGAGUCUGUAACAUGGUUUUCACAGACAUGGCCACCUUUGAGAAUCACUGCGAGAAGCAUCAGAGGGAGAAAAGUGUGUGCAGAGAAGAGGAUCACAACCUGGGUGAAGAAGAGGAUGAAGAAGAGGUGGAGGAGGAGGAGGUGGGAAAAAAAAAGAACAGCGUUCGAGACCCACCUUUUCGACCGCACGUGGCAACGUCAGCGACGCGCUACACAUCUGAGGUCAGCACACGUUCCAAAACCAGAGCCAGGAGCAGCACCGAGGGAUUAAAUUGACUUUUGAUUUACGUGUUAUUUCUUGGCUUUUAAUCUUACACACCCAUAAAUUUUUUCUUUUAUGUGUAUUUAUAUAUAUAUAUAUUAUUUCGGCCUUAUCAGUAGGUCAGAGAGGAACAGUGUACACAAUUUACCUGUUACCUCAAAUGCAGUCGAUCAGCAGAGGCGUGUUUAUCAUCUAAAGGGGGUGGAGCUACAGUAUGACAUGAAAGUAGUUUGGCAAGUAAAAAAAGUUUAUAGCCAUCAGAUUUGCAUCCUGAGCGUGAUUUGCAUAUGCAAAUGACCUUCAGUUUACACUCUGACUUUUGACUUUGUGUCUGAUGGUUUGUCCUCGUUUACAGAAUGAAAGAGUGUCAGAUCCACAGCGAGAAGUCUGUCUGAGAGACUGAAAACCUUCUUAAAAACACUGUGGGAUCGUUUGAACAUGUUAAUUAGCUGAUCAAGAGGCUAUAUUACAUGUUGUUUAUUAGCUACAUUAACAUUGUAGUUCUAGCGCAAGUGAGAAGAAGCUAAUUUUAUACAACGACACCGAACAAGUCUGAGCUGAUCGACGUGUGUAAGGAUUGUGAGGUCACGUGACAUUUACGGCGUUUAGUGGCGUUUUAAACAGUUAACAUAUCGCAUGAGGUUUAUUAUUAUUAUAGGCUAAAAAAUGUAUUUGCAGUAAGGAUGGUUAAAAAGUGUUUGAUGUUGUUCCGAGUUACAGUACAUACAUGGAAUGUUGAUUCAAAGUUGUGUUGUGUUUGACUUGUUUAAUCUGGACAUGUAUGUGGAUCGUGUGAUAUUCAAGAGAUUAUAUCUUUGUGUGUGCAUA
Messenger RNA from Tachysurus vachellii, 2398 nucleotides. Its product is annotated as zinc finger protein 239. The transcript has a single exon. The record is from RefSeq and is a predicted model, not a curated record. Bases 451 to 1584 code for a protein of 377 amino acids. Gene Ontology annotation, biological process: regulation of transcription by RNA polymerase II. Gene Ontology annotation, cellular component: nucleus. Gene Ontology annotation, molecular function: DNA-binding transcription activator activity, RNA polymerase II-specific; RNA polymerase II cis-regulatory region sequence-specific DNA binding. Lineage: Eukaryota; Metazoa; Chordata; Actinopteri; Siluriformes; Bagridae.